This is a messenger RNA of Penicillium subrubescens, 5520 nucleotides long. RefSeq lists its product as uncharacterized. The transcript has 6 exons. NCBI's taxonomy places the organism in Eukaryota, Fungi, Ascomycota, Eurotiomycetes, Eurotiales, Aspergillaceae. The record is from RefSeq and is a predicted model, not a curated record. The coding region runs from base 1 to 5520 and encodes 1839 amino acids.
AUGGAGGUUCUCGCGCCCGUGGCCUGUCAUACCUGCGUGGAUAAGAUCGCCGAGGAAAUCGCCUAUCGCCCCGCGCGCUGGGAACAUGCCGUGGAAAAGUUGAUUGACGAUGUCUGGGCGGUUCUCGUUCAAGGCCGGACGGGCUUCGAUACGACGUGCAAGGACAAACGUGCUGAGAAAUUGGGUUUACUUUGCCCCGCGCUCCCGUGGUACAUCGAACCUCCGCCUUCCUACGACGAUGCCGUGAACGAUUUGCCUCCGGAAUACCCUGCACUACCUCCGCUCGCGGAGCGCAAGACUGCGCUAUCGCCUGCUGCGCCGCCGACACCUGCUACGAAGUCGCGAAGUCAGUCCCGCUCGCUGUUUAAAGAUCAGUCUUUAGAUGUCUAUGUUGAUUUUGAGAGCACGGUCGGGGUUCGCGAGCACAAGAAGAAAAAGGGUGGUGGAGCCGGUGCGGCGAAGAAACCCACUGCACCCCCACCUCCGGCUGAUACUGGAGGCAGUUCGAACGACGCUCCAGAUGAUCAGGCGAGCGGUGACGCAAACAGCGGUGGUGAUGCAGGCGGAGGAGACGGAGGCGGGGAUGAUAGUGGAAAUGGAGGAGGUGGUGGUGGUGAUGGCGGCGGUGAUGACUGGAAUACUUGGGGAACCGUCGCCAGCACCAAGAAAAAGACAAAGAAGCAGGAGGAGGAGGAAGAGGAAGAGCGAAAAGCUGCCGAGGCGUCUGCGGCUGCUAAAAACACUCUCAGCUGGGCUGAUGAUGCAGAAGAUGGCGGCGGCGACGACUGGGAUGGUUUUACCACAGCAGGAAAGAAGAAGAAAGGCAAGGAUGAGGCACCUCCAGGAGCGUUUCAGGAUAUAAGCCUGGAUAGCGGAGCUCCCCAGCUAGAUCUCAAUUUCGAAACUGGUCCCAAAACCGGAGGAACUGGCUUCAGUUUCGGUGGAUGGGGCAAAGACUGGAGCACUGGAGGUGCUCCAGCUGCCAGCAAAUGGGGCCUCGGAGCCAUCGGAGAAUCACCCCCGAAAGAGGAACCCAAAGACAACAACCCCUGGGGAGCCGCUAAGAAAAAAUCGACCAAGACCACCGCAGGCGGAUUCGACUUUGGCGAUUUGGGAUCCCCUCCAGCCGAGGAGACUAAAGCAGAUGACGAUUGGAGCACUUGGGGUGUCGCAACGAAGGAUAAGAAGAAGAAAAGCUUGCUUAAUCCUGAACCUGCCGCCGAACCCGACCCUGAAGCACAACCUGAACCUGCGCCUGCGCCUGUUGAAUUAGAGCCGUUACCUGAAUUGGAUCUCGAGCCCGAGCCCGAGGUCCCUGGGUCUAUCCUUACCGAAGCCUGGUACAUCGGUCUUUCCAAGAAGGAACAGCGCAAGGCUAAAAAGGACUGGGAGAAGAAGGUGAAAGACGCAGAAGACGAGCUUGCCAAGGUCCGCGAGUCCAACGCAGCCAAACAAACCGCCUACGACGAGGCAGUGAAAGCCAGAGAAGAGGCCGAAGCUCCACCUGCCCCAGAUCCGCCUGCUCCAAAACCCGAACCCGAAGCUGAUAAUGACUGGGGAUGGGCUGUUCCUUCGAAGAAGGACAAGAAGAAGAAAAGAUCGAUCUGCUGGCAGACCCCGAGCCUGUACCUGCACCUGCACCUGACCCUCCACCAGAGGAUGACUGGGCAGGUAGUUGGGGUACUGCUGAAAGAACCCGAACUAGUCAUUGAAGAACCGGCACCGGAACCUCCUAAAGCUAAGGAGCCCGAAGAGACCUGGGGUGCCUGGGGUGUGGCUACUAAGGACAAGAAGAAGAAAAAGGGCAAAGAGCCCGAGCCCAUACCCGAACCUGAACCUGAACCCGAACCAGUUCCUGAACCUGAACCCGAGCCCGAACCUGAGCCCGAACCUGAACCUGCCCCCGUGCAUGACGAUCCUCUAUAUGACAACUGGCAUAACCUCUCGUCCAAAGACCGGAAGAAGCGCGAGAAGAAAUUAGUCCAGAAGGGCCGCCUCCCUAUCCCUGGAAAGGAUUUCGAACUUCCUUCUAACAAGCCAGCCGAGCCCGAACCUGAACCCGAACCCCCAGCUCCUGAACCUGAACCCGAACCUGAACCUGAGCCCGAGCCUAUUCCUGAGCCCGAGCCCGAGCCAGAACCUCCAAAGCCAGAAGAUGACGCCUGGGGAGGUGUCUGGGGCACGACUAAGGAUAAGAAGAAAAAGAAGAAGGGCAUUGAAGAACCACCUCCACCUGCGCCCACUCCUCCAGCACAAGGCCUUACUCCGGAGCCCGAGAUCCUCGAUAACGCUGAUGAUAUCUGGGCUGACCUGGGUGCCAAGUCUAAGAGUACUAAGAAGACAAAGGCAAUCGAAUCGAUCAAGGAAGAAAAGCCAGCCGCAAAGGGAUUCUGGGCAUCGUUAACCGGAGGUUCUGCUGCCAAAACGAAGUCAACAAAGGAGAAAUCCAAAUCGAAGGAAGAACCGCUCGCAGAAGAGGAAGAUCUUCUCAUCGACGUUGGAGAUGAUCCUCCAAAUGAACCCGAACCUCAGCCAGAACCCGAGCCCGAGCCUGAAAUUGUACCAGAGCCAGUCAAAGAGGAACCUCCCCCCGAGAAGUCAUCGAAGAAGUCUACGGCCAAACUAUCUGUCGCUGAGCGUAUCAAGGCACUCGAGCAGAACAAGAAGGAAAAGCUUAAAGAGGCCAAAGCAAGCUCUAAGUCAAAGACCAAAGAACCCGAGCCCGAGCCCGAACCUCAACCUGAACCUGAAGUUGAGCCUAUACCUGAACCAGAACCCGAACCUGAGCCCCAGCCUGAGCCCGAACCGGAACCUGCCCCCGUUCACGAUGAUCCUCUCUACGACGGCUGGCAUACUCUAUCAUCUAAGGACCGGAAGAGGCGAGAGAAGAAGCUGAUUCAGAAGGGACUUCCCAUUCCUGGCAAGGAUUUCGAGCUACCAUCUGAUAAACCGCCCGAACCCGAACUUGAACCCCAGCCUGAGCCCGAACCUGAGGCGGGAAAGCAUAUCUCUAGAGAUUCCGUUCCCGGGAGUUUCCCUGACGAACCUGAGAUCGAAGUCCCAGCUGAACCUGAACCUGAACCCGAGCCCAUUCCCGAACCUGCCCCCGUGCACGACGAUCCUCUAUACGAAAACUGGCAUGAUCUCUCCUCUAAAGACCGGAAGAAGCGCGAGAAGAAAUUGAUCCAGAAGGGCCUCCCUAUUCCUGGAAAAGACUUCGAACUUCCUUCUGAAAAGCCAGCCGAGCCCCAACCCGCACCUAAACCCGAAGCUGAGCCUGUACCUGAGGCUGAGCCAGAAGAUGCUGGUGCGCCUCCAACACCACCACCAGACGUGGAAGAACUUCCAAAAUCUUCUAAAAAGGAACGUCCUCGUGUGGAUCGUGCUGCUAGCGGCACUGGUUGGGGUUUCUGGGGCGCAGCACCUCCACCGAAAAAGUCCAUCAAGAAGGAGAGCAAGGAGAGCAAGGAAAUUAAGGAAGUUAAGGAAACCAAAGCGGUCGAGGAAGCUGAGUCUCCCAAGAAACGGGACAAGGAAAGCAAAUCUGCAGAGGAAGUUGAGUCUCCCAAGAAACGGGAGAAAGAGGAGCGAAAGGAAUCAACUCGCGACCGUGAACGUGAACGUGAACGGGAUCGCGACCGCUCCCCUGUAGCAGCCGUUCGUUCCAAAUCUACGAAAUCGCGUCCCAAAGAAUCAGAUGCUGAGGUUGAGAAAUCUUCGUCUGACCGGGAAAAGCGGCGUGAGCGAGAACGAGAGCGAGAGCGCGAAGCGCGCUCUUCUAAGCAGCAGCGUGCGACCACCCUGUCCAACUUCGUAUUUGGUCAGCCCCCGCCAAGAAGCAAGUCAUCCCGCAAGCCGGAGUCCUCAUCCAAAAGACCUUCCUCCAAGCCGGUAUCCCGGCGUCCUUCGAUUGACCCGGAAGAUGAAGCUGCCAUGCCGUCGCCGCCUCCAGAUGAAACACUCGAGGUAACCGAUAAGGCAGCCAAGUUGAUGGGCAUCAACGCGUCUAAAUCCAAACGCGACCGCCCACGUGCUGAGCGCCGGAAGUCUACUCCCCGCGACCCAUAUGCGAUUGAUGAUGAUGAUAUGGUCUUGGUCGAUAUGGAAGUUGCUGAUGGCCAGUCACCCAAAGAGGGCUCGAGAGGGUCAAAGCGCAAGUCCAAAAGAGAGUCUCGCACAAAACCCGAGGAGGACGAUGCCGUCAUGGUCGAUGCUGACCUAGCUCGCGGUGGUCCAGACCUUCUUUCAGGACCAGAUGAUAUGGCUUUCGUCGAUGCGCCUCCUCGAGAGAGACGUCUGAAACGCCCGCCGCCUAGUACACCCAAGAAGCAAGACACCGGUGGGUUCAUGGGUAUUUUUGGUUCACUGCGAAAACCGGCGCGUCCGGAGAUGCCAGACCGUCGCAAGUCUCGCUCCUACCGUGACGAAGAGGCCAGACACAUGACCGAGCCAGAGCGUGAUGAUCGCCGAGUGCGCCGUGACCGUGACCGUGAUGAUCGACGCCGGCGGUCCGUGAAACCCGAUACUGAUGUUGAAGGAUUCACCACGGACGCCGCUGGCGCUGCCGCAGGCGGCGAAACCGAGCCCGAAGACGCCGAAGCUCGAAGGGCAGCUCGUCGGGCGAAGCGCACAUCCCGACAAGCCCCAUCCGAGACACGAGAAGCUGAAGUCCGUGAAGCCGAAGCUCGCGAGGCCGAAGAGCGACGCGCCAGACGUAAAGAGAAGAUCCGCGAGCGCGAAGCACGCGAGCAACGAGCCCGCGAAGAAGAAGAACAACGCCGAGAAGAAGAGCGACGAGUCCGCCGCGCCGCACGCGAAGAACGCAAAGCCCGCGAGGAACAAGCCGCCCGCGAAGCCGCCGCAGCCGAAGAAGCGAAAGCCUUGGAGCGCCGCGAACGCCGCCGCCAGCGCGAAGAAGAAAUGGCCGCCAAAGUCAAACGCCGCCGUUCCCGCGCUGACGACCCCCGGUCGACGGAUACGGCUACGCACCAGAUGACCAGCCCGACGGCCGUCGCGGCUCUCGCCCGCCGACGGAGAUCGAAGGCUAUGCCUGCGGCAGAGCAGACGCGGGCGCCGUUGAUGACGGGUGGCCUCAAUCAUGGGAAUACAGGUGGGCCCAAGAAAGACAAGAUCUCCACGUGGGUCUACUCACAAGCUGAAGAACCCCCUGAGCCGCCGCCCAUCAUGCCCACCGUCAUCGACAUGCCACCGGACGCAGCCACAGCCGCCGAGAACGCUCACUCGCUAUCCUCGGACGAAGAAGCGCGCCGUGCCGCGAGGAGGAGGGCUCGCCAGAGAGCUAAGUAUGGUGAUAUGCCCGAUGGGGAGGUGGUUGAUGAUGUACGCUCGAGACGUCGUGAGUCGCGCCGCGAGGGUGUGAAGAGUAGUUCUGGGAGUGGGGAUUAUGAGCGUGAGAGGGGGAUGCGGUCUCAGCAUGGGAGUCGGCAUGGUGGAGCUCCUGCGCCGCCGAGUUCGGGGGCGAAGAAGUCGAGUUGGUUUAAGAAGCUUACGAGUUUCUAA